AAGGUCAGCGCGGCGGUUUGUGUGUCUCUCAAACGGUCACAAUCGCGAUCAUGUCUCUCCUGAGAGGUGUGUUCAUCGUCUCGGCUAAGCGGACGCCGUUCGGGACGUAUGGAGGGGUCCUGAAAGACCACAGCGCUACGGAUCUGGCUGAACACGCCGCUAAAGCUGCUCUCGUCGCGGGGAACGUGGCUCCUGAGCUGGUCAACAGUGUCAUCGUGGGAAACGUCAUGCAGGACUGUUACGGUGAGGCUGGACAUUACAACGCUGAGAUCGCACCCAUUGAUGUGAAGGCCAAGAAAGGGAAAGUGUCCAUGACAUCUGACGAACACCCCCGUCCUCAGACCACACUGGAGCAGAUGGCAAAGCUGCCAUCCGUCUUCAAGAAAGGAGGCACUGUUACGGCAGCCAAUGCUUCGGGCGUGUCUGAUGGGGCUGCUGCUGUGGUCUUAGCCAGUGAGGACGCGCUGAAGGCUCACAAACUCACCCCAUUGGCUAGAAUCGUGGCCUAUCACACCUCAGGCUGUGAUCCCAGCAUCAUGGGCAUUGGUCCUGUACCUGCCAUCACAGAAGCUCUGAAGAAGGCUGGCCUUUCACUCGAAGACAUGGACCUGGUGGAGGUCAAUGAAGCGUUUGCUUCUCAGUAUCUGGCCGUGGCUAAAGCUUUGGGCUUGGACCCUGCGAAGACCAAUGUUAAUGGAGGGGCCAUCGCCAUUGGACACCCUCUCGGGGCCUCUGGGACGAGAAUCACUGCACACCUCGUUCAUGAGCUCAGGAGACGCGGUGGAAAGUACGCAGUCGGCUCUGCCUGCAUCGGUGGAGGUCAGGGCAUCGCCAUCGUCCUGGAAAACACAAACUGAGAAGAACACACACACACAUGUUGAGGAGACUCACUGUGAACAAAUCAAGUCAAAUUCACCUAAUUCACACCGUCCCAAAGUCUGGAACAAAAGUGUCCGUCCACAAAUGUAGAGUAAAAACAUGAUGAUUGUUCUUAUAAAAUGACUCCAGAAUCAUACGAUCAUACAGUGGCUUCCACACAUUAUGGCGUGACGGAGCUGUUUCUGAGCAGAAGCUUCUGUCUGUUUAGAUGUUCGGUUACGGGACAGUGACGCUGUAACGUGCCUUACUUUUGUCUCCGUGCCUGAUCUAAGAUCAGAUGUUUUCCAGAAAUGCAAUAUAUUUACCUUGUUGUGAUUCAACUCCAUGCAACUAAAACUCUUGUUUGUGGAUUUA
This is a messenger RNA of Sinocyclocheilus rhinocerous, 1233 nucleotides long. RefSeq names its product 3-ketoacyl-CoA thiolase, mitochondrial-like. Gene Ontology annotation, biological process: fatty acid beta-oxidation. Gene Ontology annotation, cellular component: mitochondrion. The transcript has 7 exons. Lineage: Eukaryota; Metazoa; Chordata; Actinopteri; Cypriniformes; Cyprinidae. Gene Ontology annotation, molecular function: acetyl-CoA C-acetyltransferase activity. The record is from RefSeq and is a predicted model, not a curated record. Bases 51 to 857 code for a protein of 268 amino acids.